AUGUUAACAAGUGUUGUAGUACAUAGAAUAAUUAUUGAUAAAUGUUGGAGUGAUAAACAGAUCAUGCUGGGUGCAAGCAUUGGCACACCGCAACAACUCCAACAGAUAGCAACUCUACUCGGCCAAUGCAAGAUGUUGACAGAGCUUCAUUUGGAAUCGAUGUCAUUGGAGGAUCCUCGUUUCGAAAAGAAGUGGACUGCACCUUUUUCCGCGCUACUCAAAGCAAUUACGAAUUGUGAUUCACUCCACUUACCUCACCUUUUGAUGGAGAUUCACUUUACCAAACACUAUCUAAAUCAAAGUACCGGUAAGAAAGAUUCAGAAUAUGUCACCAUUAAUCAACAUAUGAUACAUUCAAGAUUCGGUAAAUCUGGAAAAUCUACAUCUUAUCUAAUUCCAAAUGAAUUAUUUAAGAAUUUCCAAACCAAACAAUAA
This is a messenger RNA of Heterostelium album PN500, 435 nucleotides long. RefSeq lists its product as uncharacterized. Lineage: Eukaryota; Evosea; Eumycetozoa; Acytosteliales; Acytosteliaceae. Bases 1 to 435 code for a protein of 144 amino acids. The record is from RefSeq and is a predicted model, not a curated record. The transcript is spliced from 3 exons.